GGCUACCGGACAGCCCAGAAUGCCAAGGUUCCCUUCAUAGUGGUGGGCCGCAAGCUCACCCCCGACUGCCUCAAGAAGACGCUGGGUCCCCUGGCAGAAGCCAAGCGGCGCGGGGAGAAGCUGGGGGUUUCAAGGGGCAACUUUGACCCCUCUGACCGCACAGCGGGCCUCAGCGGCGCCGAUGCGAAGGGGGCGGACAUCGCCGCAGCGUGGCGUGCGAGCGCGGCGCGGGGGUGGAACGCGGCGACCGCGGCGGCAACGGCGGCGGCGGGCGGUGGCGGCGGGGGCCGGUGA
This is a messenger RNA of Monoraphidium neglectum, 294 nucleotides long. RefSeq lists its product as hypothetical. Lineage: Eukaryota; Viridiplantae; Chlorophyta; Chlorophyceae; Sphaeropleales; Selenastraceae. The transcript has a single exon. The record is from RefSeq and is a predicted model, not a curated record. The annotation marks the transcript as partial.